Messenger RNA from Tetranychus urticae (two-spotted spider mite), 1889 nucleotides. RefSeq lists its product as uncharacterized. Lineage: Eukaryota; Metazoa; Arthropoda; Arachnida; Trombidiformes; Tetranychidae. The record is from RefSeq and is a predicted model, not a curated record. Gene Ontology annotation, molecular function: protein binding.
AUUCCAUUUUCAUAACAGAAUCCUAGAAAAAAAACAUCAUGCUAUUCAGGUAAAAAGAUCUGCCUCUUCUAGAAAAGUUCAUGACCAAAACGACUAAUCUUUGAAACAAUAAGGUAACAGAUAAAAUCGAUUUUCAUUUUCUUCCAUUUCUACAUUACCCAUUAUUAACCAGAAUCAAGAUUAGUCUAGCCCCAACUGUUCACCAGCAUUUUCAGGUAAACCAUCGUCAUCAUCUUCAGCUUUGUGAAAUUUUCAAUGAUUGGGUGGAGUUUCUUUACCUAUCAGUAAUUCAGAGUAACUCAUGGCUAAAAGUUAAACACUAGUUUGAAAAAAAACAUAAACAACUGUCCAGUGUGAUUUAAGGACAGUUUAAAAGCAAUCCAUAAAAAAGUCGUCUCUCUACAAAACCCAGAACAAACUAAAUGUUUCCCUUGAUUGCAAGUUGAUUGGUAAAUUUGUUAUAAUCAAUUGUUCCUUACAGUCAUCAAUAAAACAACAAUGGAUAAUUUUCAUCUAUUUUGUGGUUUUCAGUGCAUAAAAAUAACCAUCAUAUCUGUUAAGGCUACUUCAUCCAAUACCAAGCCAUCAUCAAUUUCAUCAUUACCAGUUUCUUAAUCAUGUUAUUAUCAACUGACCAGACAUAAACAAUUAAACAUAAAAUACUCUGAAAUUGUGUUCAGUCAACAAUGAUAAAUCACCGUGAACCAAUAAUUUCACCAUUUCUUCCAAUCACAUUAACAAUGUUAACCAUUUUAACUUCAAUCAAUUGUCAAUACGAUGAAGCCUAUUAUACAUCUGAUUAUGCCAUUAAAUGUCCACCCGAACGUGAAAUAUCACCAUGUAAAUGUAACAAUUCAUCAGGAGAAAUGGAAUGUUAUGGUGUUAAAAUAAACGAUUGUACCAUUCGCCAAGUUUUCAAUCAGCUGGCCAACUAUUAUGUGAACACAGCAGAGAGACAUGUUAAAUCAUUGAAAUUGUACAAAACCGAGAUAACCCACAUGACUGAAGAUAUACUGGGUGACAUGUCAUUGGAAGCUAUUGACCUAAAUGGUAACCAAAAUUUAUCCUUAACCCGAAUUCACAGGACUUCACUGGUUAAAUCAAAAGAAACAUUGAAAAGCUUUAAACUUUCUGGUCUCUCGGAGGCAAGUUGGAUAUCCAAAGAGGAAAAUGAUGGUUCCAUAUUUGAAAUUGUUGACGGAUUUAACCAGCUCAACCUUUUUUGGGUUACCGAUGCUUCCAUUCCCAAGAUUCAAAGGUCAGCCUUUGGAAGAGUUGAACUGCCAAAAUUAACAUCAGUCCAACUAGCUCGAGAUGAAAUUGAAGAGUUGGGUGAUUACGCAUUUUACCGUUUACCCAAUUUAACCAGCCUUUCAAUCCGAGACAACCUAAUCUCUCGCCUUACCAAUCACACCUUUGCUUUCGAGAAAUCAUCUGAUGAACUAAUGAUUCUCGAUUUAAGAGGUAAUCUACUUCAAAUGGAAAACAUUGAAAAAGAUGCCUUUACUCGACUUCGAAGACCGAUACAUUUAAAUUUAGAGUACAAUCUAAUUGAAUACUUGGAUGAAGAUGUUUUCACACCAAUUUUAACCAAUUUAAGGAGCACCAUUUCAGUGAACAAGAAUCCAAUAAAGUGUGAUUGUCGUAUGCAAUGGUUAAAACGAGAUGAUCACAAUUAUAUGGAUCGAGUUGAAGGACUUGUUUGUCCUGAAGCAACUGAACUUUGGUACUUUACGGUUGAAGACCUUCUCAACGAGUGUAAUGAAACUUACAGACUUGAAAAGCUUGCUCUUUCCCAUUCAAAUUCAAUUCAAUCUCAAUUGCUUUACAUUGUUUUAAUUAUUCAUUUAAUUUUUGCCCAUCUUACUAUUCACUCAAUUUGAUUAAUC